CUAGCACUGCCUCCUUCGUGUCUUUAAUUCUUUCUUGAAGAGACAAAUGAAUAGACCUUUUAUUUCUGUUUACAGGCAGAUAUAAUUGUAAAUCGUGCACUUUUUGGUCUAAAUGUGAUAUUGCAAGUGGAACUAGGAUGGAGCAUGGAUGACUGUUGUCCUACCGGAAUGUCAAAAAAAGACAUGGCAGAUGUCCUUCUGGAAGAAGAUGAAGAAGAAUGUCCCAAGCUGGUUCCAAUUGAAAUAGGUCCAAAUGUAGGAAGUGCACGGAUCCCAGUAACAAUCAUAACUGGAUAUUUAGGUGCUGGUAAAACAACACUUCUGAAUUACAUUCUAACGGAACAACACAAUAAGAGGAUUGCUGUAAUCCUUAACGAGUUUGGUGAAGGGAGUGCUCUAGAGAAAUCAUUGGCUGUUAGCCAUGCAGGAGAACUUUAUGAGGAAUGGUUGGAGCUACGGAAUGGAUGCCUUUGCUGUUCUGUGAAGGACAAUGGCUUGAAGGCCAUCGAAAACCUCAUGCAGAAAAAGGGAAAGUUUGACUACAUUCUGCUGGAAACCACUGGUUUGGCUGAUCCAGGUGCUGUUUCCACCAUGUUUUGGGUUGAUGAAGAAUUAGGAAGUGAUGUUUACCUUGAUGGUAUUAUCUCUGUUGUUGAUGCAAAGUAUGGAAUGCAGCAUCUGACAGAAGAGAAACCCGGAGGCCUGGUUAAUGAAGCAGCCAGGCAGAUUGCCCUUGGUGACCUCAUUAUCAUUAAUAAAACUGACCUGGUUCAACAUGAGGAGCUGGUUAACCUGAAAACAGCUGUAAGGUCAAUUAACGGAUUUGCUAAAUUAAUUGAAACACAAAGAUCAAGAGUUGAACUUGCAGAGGUUCUUGACUUGCAUGCUUUUGACAACCAAGCCAGUGAAAAUUUGCAAGAAAGAUUAUGCCUUGUACAGACAGCUGGACCUCACCUUGAUAAGAGUAUCAUUACAGUUACAUUUGAAAUUCCUGGCACCAUUUUUGAAGAGGACUUAAACAUAUACCUUCAGAAUCUGUUAUGGGAAAAACAUUUGAAGAAUAAAUCAGGCUAUACAAUGGAAAUAAUACGAUUAAAGGGUAUUGUGUCAAUAAAUGAAAAGCCACGGCAGAUGAUUGUCCAAGGUGUUCAUGAGCUUUACGAGAUAGAAGAAACUUCCGUUAACUGGAGUUCAGAAAGUGAAAGAAUCAACAGAUUUGUGUUUAUAGGAAGAAACUUGGAUAAAGAAAUUCUUGAGAAAGUGUUUGUUGCAACGGUAUUGAAGCAAGGAGAAUCCAGCUGAAAUUUUAAUGGAAAGUUGAAAGGCUGAUGUAAUUUAACUGAAGAUUAAUGUUUUCUUAGUGGAGAUUAAAUUUAAUUUCCUUUCUCUCCUUGUACUUGGUUUAUUAGUGCCAGUCCUCCAGCUCUUGAGAGGAAAGAUCUGUGUUCAGAGUUAAUAUACGCUCCAGCUAGAGGGAUGCGGUACCCACUGCUAACCCAUUUCCACAGCAUCUCUCUCAGAAAAGAGAAAACAUGUACUGUAUUAUUGUACUCUCCUUGGAAAGUGAUGGAGUUACCAUAGAAAUGAGCAAAUGCCAGUGCUAUGAAAACCUUUGAUGCAGACCUUUCCCAAUCUGAUUGAGUUAUGAGCAUUCAUUCUCAUGACAUUCAUUCUUAGACUGUUUGAUGACUUUCUUGUGAAUUUUGUUCUUGUCUGAAUGAGAGACGUUAGUAAUGGGGAUUGGAACACACUUGCAUUAAACACUCACGCCUAGGUCAGGUGUAGCACAUGUAGAGUAUGGCACAAUGACUGAUUAGUUUUUCACUAAUGAACCUGGGGAUGCUGGGCCCAAUCAUAACACACAAAGAGGAGCCAAAUGAGCUAGAUUCCAGCCUUCUGUUCCAAAUCCCCAGCCGUGUGCACCAAUCCUCUGUCUUGCACCUUGUACUGCACUAUUGAGGGAUCUUUCCAUUUGUAUCGUCGGCUGUCCUGCAGGCAUUGAAAUUGCAAGUAUAAUGUUUAAUCUGUGUAUUGGUACCACUCCCACCACUAAUCACAUUGUGACUAUUUGAAUUUAGGUUACAUAAGCCUAUUUCAGACUGCAGCCAGAAGAAAUCUUUGUCCUCAUUUUGCCAUCUCGUGCCAUCUUUUUCACCUCCCAGAUCACUGGAAGAUAUUUACUUAAUUGCUGAAGUAUAGUCUGGGGCUGCUGUUGAUUUUCAUUCCUUCUGAUAGGUGGUCAUUUUAUAAACCAUAGUGCCCUUUUAUUCGACUAUUUUUCUAGCACACUGCACAAAGUCAUAAAAAUAGUUAAAAAGAUAAACAUUUUUCAUUAUUUUAUCAGGAUCCUUGACGAAGUUCAACAGUUAAUUACAUGAUAUGUGCUUAAUCUGCUGAAGUGUUGAGAUUUCAAUUGCUUUUGCUGCAAAGCUCAAGCACUAAACAUUAAAAAAAAAUUGAAUGCAAGUUGCUUCACUCAAUGUUUAUGUCGUGCUUCAUGUGCACAACUGAAUUACUGUAUUGAUAAGCAAAUAUUGUGCAAAAUUCUGUAAGACUGGAUGGAAUUUGCCUUUCUAAUCAAGUGACGGAUUUUGCUCCUAGUGUCUAUCACAAGAACACUGCCUGUCAUGUACAUUUCUUUCUCUUGCAAAACCAUAAUUUCUGAACAAAUUUGCUAGUUGAGGACUGUAUAAAAGGAUACUUUGUGAGGACACGAGAAUGGAUGUGUUUAAGAUUAUUUAUUUUCUGAGUACUAUUUUCCAACAGAUAGUGUGUGGUCAGUGCUCUCUCAGUAUGUCCUUAUAAUCUGUUCUUGCACACAAGUAGGCAGUAAUUAUAGUCUGUGAUUCUCUUUGGGAAGGUGUAACUUGUACUGCUGAUGCAUCAAUAAAUUGCAAACUUGUUGUUUGUGAUAUUUGCUUUUGGAAGCCAGUUAUAAGAAAACUUUGGUUUAUCUUGGCCUUGUAAUAAAAGGAAAAUCCCAUCUGGAUCUUGAUUUGAAUAAAAGAUAAAGAAUGGAGACAAAUAAUGAAAAUUAAACUGAAGGAUUGCUCAGUGUUAAUUGUAGUAACUACUGUUAUUUAUACCCUUGUGUCAGUCUUCUCAAAAUGACUAUUACAAUCAGAAUUGGAAUUUACUGAAUUUAAUGUAAUUCAAGCAGCAUUUGACCAUUCUAUUCCAUACGUAAUUAUCAAAGUGACUAAAAAUGAGCUAGUAAUCGAACUGCAUCCACUUUGUGAUGGUGUAUAAACAAUCUAUGGUACAACUUAUAAAACACAGGCCAAUCUCAU
Molecule: messenger RNA, 3290 nt
Organism: Pristis pectinata (smalltooth sawfish)
Lineage: Eukaryota; Metazoa; Chordata; Chondrichthyes; Rhinopristiformes; Pristidae
Gene: zng1a
Product: COBW domain containing
Exons: 17
Coding region: 145-1302 (385 amino acids)
Cellular component (GO): cytoplasm
Source: RefSeq, a predicted model, not a curated record